This is a messenger RNA of Contarinia nasturtii (swede midge), 670 nucleotides long. Its product is annotated as N66 matrix protein-like. NCBI's taxonomy places the organism in Eukaryota, Metazoa, Arthropoda, Insecta, Diptera, Cecidomyiidae. Bases 108 to 623 code for a protein of 171 amino acids. The record is from RefSeq and is a predicted model, not a curated record. The transcript is spliced from 8 exons.
CAAUGCCGAAAAGGUCAUUUUUGAGUACAUAUAAAAGUGAUCGCAUAGAAGAUACAAUCAUUAGUAACAAACACCUAACGUGCUGUUAAUCUUAUUCGAUAGUGAAAAUGGCGAAAAUACUCUCGGUUACAUUUGUGCUAUUUGCUUUGAUUGCAUCAAUUAUGGCAGUAUUGACUGUCCCCAAAGCUAUUCACAAUGGAGGCGGAGGUUGCGGAGGAAGCGGAUAUCACGGAAAUGGUGGUAAUCAUGGCAAUAAUAACCACCAUGACAGUGGCGGCUAUGGACAACAUAAUAACAACAAUGGCUAUGGCCAAAACACCAAUGGUUAUGGUCAAAACAACAACAACAAUGGCUAUGGACAAAAUACCAAUACCAAUGGAUAUGGUCAAAAUACCAACACUAAUGGCUAUGGUCAAAAUACCAACACCAAUGGAUAUGGUCAAGGCACCAAUACUAAUGUCAACGGAGUUGGAGAAAAUCAAGGAAACAAUAAUCAUGCAAUGGGCAAUGGAGGUGCUGGUAAUGGUGGAUACGGCGGUACUGGGGGAAGUGGCGGAGCUGUUGGUGGAAAUGGUGGUAAUGGAGGUGACGGAGGCUUUAAUGGAAACUCAAAUGGACGUUAAUAAGUAAAAAGCAUUUGAAAUAUUUUAUUGUGUAUUCAUUUUAUCAG